Molecule: messenger RNA, 439 nt
Organism: Dermacentor silvarum
Lineage: Eukaryota; Metazoa; Arthropoda; Arachnida; Ixodida; Ixodidae
Product: helix-loop-helix protein 1
Exons: 1
Coding region: 42-356 (104 amino acids)
Biological process (GO): regulation of transcription by RNA polymerase II
Molecular function (GO): DNA-binding transcription factor activity, RNA polymerase II-specific; protein dimerization activity; RNA polymerase II cis-regulatory region sequence-specific DNA binding
Source: RefSeq, a predicted model, not a curated record
CGCUGAACGGGAGCCGUGCCUGCUGCGGGUGGCAGCGGGCCAUGUUCGUGUGCGCCCAGCAGCCGUGUCCGAACCGGCGCUGCUGCGGCGGUUCGGCGAGCCCGGCGUGUCCCGACCACCAGGCGUUGUCGUCACUCAGCCGCGAGGACCGACGCCGGCGACGCCGGGCCACGCAGAAGUACCGGCUGGCGCACGCCACCCGCGAGCGAAUCCGCGUCGAGGCCUUCAACGUGGCGUUCGCGCAGCUGCGGCGCCUGCUGCCCACCCUGCCGCCCGACAAGAAGCUGUCCAAGAUCGAGAUCCUGCGCCUGGCCAUCUGCUACAUCUCCUACCUCAACCACGUGCUUGACGUCUGAACCGCGGGACGGUUGACGGACAGUCCGAUUCGUUGCCCUUGGUCGUCUGAACAGGGGUGAUGGGCCGAGUUGUUCCGGUCCAC